Messenger RNA from Mesocestoides corti, 1161 nucleotides. The record is from the annotation of a GenBank genome assembly. NCBI's taxonomy places the organism in Eukaryota, Metazoa, Platyhelminthes, Cestoda, Cyclophyllidea, Mesocestoididae.
AUGUCCAAACGUAGAGUGUCAGAUAGUCUGAGUCAAGUUGACAAUCGUGGGGAGACAGCGAUGAGUGCGGACGCAAAUGAACCGCGUGAAGACGAGCAGACGAUCAUUGUGCCAUCUGUGCCUCUCUUCCUCGAUCUGUACGGAGCCGCUGUGGAGAAAUCGGCUACCCGUUGUUCAAUGGGUUCCCGUGUAGUCAAGACCACCUGCUACCUCAAGCACCUCGAAUUCUCUUGCACCCGAACCCAAUCUUCGGUCACGUUUUAUCCAACCGAUCUCCGUUAUGCUUGCCUGCCUGAUCAGUCCAUGAUCGACUUGCCAACUUCCACUGCCCGCUCUUCAAAGCCCCCCGUUCAAUAUAGAGCUACACUGCCAACAUUCAGCAGCAAAUCUUCAACGACGCCAAUUCAGUCGACAAUGCACUUGUCAGCGACAGGCACCCACUUUCCGCAAACCACCGAUCGUACUUCGACUCCCAUGCACCUGACGAAAACGGACUCUCAAGUGGUCCCCACUCAGUCCAUGACGCGUUCCCCUACUCUGGCGAAGCUCCUUACAACACCAGGCUCUUCACAAACCAGUCCUGUGGCUUCACCGAAAAAGCUUCUCAAACUCUCGCCCAUCUCACAAUCCUCGCCUCCUACACCCAAGCGUUCGCAAGUCGCUAGUAUUGCCACCGCCUCACAAUCCACGUCUACCUCUUCUUUCACGAAGCCCCCUGUUAUCUUGAUCUCUCCACAAACCAGUCCUGCUCCUUCACCAGUGAAGCCUCCUACACCUCCGACCUCCGCACAAUCCACACCUGCUUCUUCACCGAUAGGGGGAUCCAAAAUUGCCAUUCAACCAAUACCUUCAACAUCAACUCACCAUUUGGUAUUCCCUAAACCUGGACCCUACCUUGUAGCUGCCGAUUCAGAAUAUCCUGCCAGCUUUUCACCACCUAUCAAGUACUACAGCUCUUCUCCACCACUCCGGGUGGAACUUAUGGCAGUUGACGUCAGUAGGCGCUCCACAUCGAUCCAUCCACCGCCAAUGGCUACGGAACAGCCGAAUCAAGAACCACAAGUGUCGCAGCCACCCGGACUUACUGCAAGGGGGUCACUGGGAACGUCGGAAUCAGACGGUGACGAGAUCGCUAAUGCGUCGUGCUCUAGUAAUCGCUAA